This is a messenger RNA of Pseudogymnoascus verrucosus, 1596 nucleotides long. RefSeq lists its product as uncharacterized. The record is from RefSeq and is a predicted model, not a curated record. Gene Ontology annotation, cellular component: nucleus; cytoplasm. The coding region runs from base 513 to 1334 and encodes 273 amino acids. Gene Ontology annotation, biological process: protein phosphorylation; mitotic DNA damage checkpoint signaling. Gene Ontology annotation, molecular function: ATP binding; protein serine/threonine kinase activity. The transcript is spliced from 4 exons. NCBI's taxonomy places the organism in Eukaryota, Fungi, Ascomycota, Leotiomycetes, Thelebolales, Thelebolaceae.
AACUUAUCCCAUAAGGCUGUUAGCACUCGAAUAUGUCACGACAGUCACUCUUCUUGGAUAAUAAUACUCGAGUAACUCUAAAUAUUAUAUAGAGCCCAAGGCAGUAUUUCUUUUUAAUUUACUCUCAUUAUCCUAGUCUGUUUGUCACAUAUUACAGCGUUCCUAAAUGCCUCAUAUGCAGGCCAACGAACGUGUUUAAUUGCAGCAUAUCAACAUGGUACCUUAUCUUACAACCCGUAACUUCUUUUUGUACACGUCGAAUAAUUGCACGCACUUCCCCAUGGGCCAUUCUAGUUCCCGGGAAUUGGCGUUUGCAGAAUCAUGUCGCGUCUUCACGUCGAACCAUAUCAUCUCAGGUCCCAGUGCCCAAGGAGCCUUUCACACAAGGCGCAACACUCCGUGGCCAGUCAGGGCGAACUUACACUAUAUAUGGGGUGCUUGCUGAACGGCGGGAUCCAUUGCUAUGUGUCUACCGCGCCAGCGCUGAAGGACAGAGCUUUGUUAUCAAAAAUAUGAUACCAGGCGAAUAUGAGUAUCAACAAGACUUGCAGAAGUCCGUGGCCUCGUGUCCCAACUUGCGAACCGUGGUAGAUGGCCUUCCCAACCCUGAGUUGUCCAUCUAUCCAUUUUUGGAAACCAACUUUCUUCAGUUCAGCCAGAAGAGCUUAUCUGUAGCGACGAGGAAGGGCAUGCUGAAGAGUGCUCUUGCUGGUCUGGCUGCUCUUCAUGAGAAAAACAUUGCUCACAAUGAUAUAAAGCCAAACAACAUUCUCUUGGAUUAUGAGAAGACAGGUGACACUUUCAGCGUUACGAAAGUCCAGAUCUCGGACCUGGAGGAUGCGCUCAUUCUCCCCCUCGGGAAAUACCUAAGGGACGGGCUCUGCGGCAACCAGUUGUGGAGGAGUCCCGAGUCCUGGGCCCGCCGCGCCGCCCAAGGCACCCCAUCUGACAUCUUCUCCUUCGGAAUCGUGUGUAUCUUCGUGAUGCUAAACAACAUGUUUUUCCGCGUCAGCGACUCCGAGCUAGCCGCCAGCAACUCGUGGCGCUACAUCCUCAGACGCCAUAUAUCCUUCUUCGGCGAAGAAGAUGGCUUCCAGGGCCUGUUACAAUGGAUCGGCGAGGAAAACCCAUUCUUUGAGCGUCUCAUCACCCUCGCGGGCACCUUCAACGCGGCGGAACCCAGGAAACCGUUUGCGACAUGGCAUUUUGUUGAUGCUGGGUUCCGGGAUCUGGUCGGCAAGAUGACGGUUUUGGAUCCGGCGGGGAGGAUCACGGCGGCGCAGGCGCUGGAGCAUCCGUGGUUUGCGGAGAGUGUCGACGAGGGUGUGUUGUGAGGCGGUGUUUGGAUGAUCUUGGCUGGUUCAAGGUGAUACCCUUAUUGUUGUAAGAUUACUUGUGUCACGUAAAAUUAUGGGGAUGUGUAUGUUAAUUAUCUCGUCGCCGCCUCAUUCUCUCCCAAGCAGAGAUAAUGCUCUGCUUAUGAAUAAAUGUGCUGCGAAAGCUACAACAGAAAAUGCCGCAAUGACAGUAUUCUGCAGGCGAUGAUUUCAUGAUAGUAGAGCACUUUAUAGGGUAAUUUAAAACAUUUCAUAUUAC